Messenger RNA from Aspergillus homomorphus CBS 101889, 1810 nucleotides. Its product is annotated as Golgi transport complex subunit COG5. The record is from RefSeq and is a predicted model, not a curated record. The transcript has a single exon. Gene Ontology annotation, cellular component: COG complex. NCBI's taxonomy places the organism in Eukaryota, Fungi, Ascomycota, Eurotiomycetes, Eurotiales, Aspergillaceae. Bases 285 to 1715 code for a protein of 476 amino acids. Gene Ontology annotation, biological process: intra-Golgi vesicle-mediated transport.
AUUGAGCUGAUAAUACCUGCCAUUGAGCAUCUCACAUGGCCAGGUCGACCACAUAAACCUCUUUUUACUCCAUGCUCAACCAAACCGCCAGGAAGCACGCGGCGAACCUCUAAUCCUGCUUUCUUUGUUUGAUACGGUGAUACCCAAGCUUCUUUUGAGUUUCGAUCCCCUUCCCGCUUUAUAUUUCUUUCAAUCAAGUUCCCUUUAAUUCUCGAGUCAUCUGUCUUCUUCUCAUUGAGCACCGAUCUUAUCGAAAGUGUGGGUGAGUCAAAGCAACACCCACCAUGGCGGACGCGGAACCAUCGUACAUAGAUUAUGAGGCCUUUCUAGACCCCGACUUUUCACCCGCCUCGUUCGCCAACUCCCUUGUUGUAGCCACCAACAAUGCGACAGACACACCGCUGGACCUGUCUACCCCGCUUUCUCGGGUGCUGUUCGAUCUCCAGGAGAUCGACACCCACAUCCAUGCGCUGACCACCAAAUCAGCUCUCCCCUUGCUGACGCACACGCGCGACCAGACCGCUGCAGCCAGCCAUAUCCUCAAAGAGGCCGAGGACCAGAUCGCGUCCGUCACGCAGGGGUAUGAGCGACUCCAGAAAGAGGUCUUCAGCAAGUGGGAAGCGGCAGACGAGGCCCGAAUGGCUGCAGAAAAGUCCUUGGCCACCGUGCGACUCGCACGAGCAGUUGCGCGCUGUCUGUCUCUCGGCAGACAGCUUGAAAGUCAGCUUGCAGAGAUAGGUGGCAUCGAAGGAACGACGUCACCGGUCACCGGCAGGGAUGAUUAUCGGACGUUGGAGCGUGCCGCCUCCACCAUAGUCAGUCUACGUCGGAUGCUCUCUGAUACCGACCCGGGCGAAGAAGGUCACGGACUGGACCAAGUCAAGGUCGUCCGGACCCUGCGCGCGGAGCUCGUGAUGCCGGCCGAGAACAUGGUCAAGGCACGGGCACAGCAGGCCAUUACGCGGUUCUCCAUGUCGAACAUCUCCGGCGGCGCAAGCUCCCAGACACAGUCGGGCUACAGGCAAGCGCGCGACGCGAGGGCACGGCUGGUCUCUGCGGUCAACAUCUUGUAUUUGCUAUCGCCCGUGCCCAAGACGUUGAGCUCUGCGGCAGACUUCCAACCAGAGUUGCUCCUCUCUACGCUGCAGGGCUACAUGCAUACGGCCAUAUCCACCUCCCUGAGCAAUCUCACUCGGUCCUUGUCGAUGCUGCCGACCCUCGAGCGGACUCUUGCCGACCUGUCCGCGCGAUGCCAGGAUAUCUUCGCUCUGGAGGCCGUACUCAACAAUCUCCGCCCACCGACACAUCCACUCUUCCCUCCAGCCCAGUUGGCGGCCACACCCACCAACCGCACCGAGGACCAGGGUGAAGCCCAGCUUCAAACAAUCAGCAGCAAGAACAACUUGCUUCAACCACUACUCACGUCCCUCGACACAUCUUCGCUCCCGUCCUAUUUCUGGCGCUCCCUGGCGUCGUAUCUCACGACCCGGGUACAGGAAAUCGUCAAUCGUGGAGGCGUCUCAGCUCGGACCUUGCGCUCGAAUCGCGAUCGCAUCAAGAAGGAGAUCAAAGAAUGUGUUUUGCGGGGCUCUCAGCUCCCCACAUCCGUACUGGGAACCGAAAAGCGAUUGGGGGGCGAGUCAGGGACGGAGAGGAAUUGGGAGCGGGAGGCAGCGGUCAUGGUCAGUUCUAUCGCCAGUGUGUUGGAUAAAUGAGGAAGAUAAUGGUUGUAUGAUAAUCUUGUCUUUUUUUUUCCAUGUUCAUAUACCAGAUCUAGCGGGUUGUAGCAUAUAAGGACGAUUGCGCCUCG